AUGCCAAACCCUCCACUCUACCAUUCCAGAAAAGUCCCCCCUCUAUCCUGGCGGACUUACGCUCAUAGUUCCUAUGGCGGGGAAGGGGAGACGAAAGCUCAACAGCCCAACAAUCCGCGCAAUACGCCAACCCGAGACAUUGAACACCCAGGACCAUCUGCCCCAGAUGUCAGCAAGGGCUCAACAGCAUCUUCAAGCUCUCAGCCUCGAUCUUCUUCGACAUCCCAAGAAGAUCGAGAUAAGGAGGAUUCGGAAGGUAGACCCAUUCGGAUGACACCCUCCAACAACGCAAAACCAACGAUUACUGACGGACGCCAUUCACCCAAUGUUGACUCUGAAGGCAACGUAAAGUCAGAUGUUCCCAACGACGUAAAGAAACAUAACGAAGAGAUGGAUCACCGGUACGAUCGAGCUUACAAUCAAAUUGGGAAUGAAGGGAAACCACCGAAAGGGUUUUGA
Aspergillus bombycis is the source of this 459-nucleotide messenger RNA. RefSeq lists its product as uncharacterized. Lineage: Eukaryota; Fungi; Ascomycota; Eurotiomycetes; Eurotiales; Aspergillaceae. The transcript has 2 exons. Bases 1 to 459 code for a protein of 152 amino acids. The record is from RefSeq and is a predicted model, not a curated record.